Neurospora crassa OR74A is the source of this 4006-nucleotide messenger RNA. RefSeq lists its product as hypothetical. The transcript is spliced from 6 exons. Lineage: Eukaryota; Fungi; Ascomycota; Sordariomycetes; Sordariales; Sordariaceae. Bases 1 to 3594 code for a protein of 1197 amino acids. Gene Ontology annotation, molecular function: nucleic acid binding. The record is from RefSeq and is a predicted model, not a curated record.
AUGGCUCGACACGCUACCCGCCAAGGUGUCCUUGUACUCACCUCCGACAAGAUGCCAGCCCCGACCCCAAUAACCGAGAAGCCAAAGAAGAUCCAGGAAGUUGCAGCAGAGAUUCGCAGUCUUCAGCCUGAUGAUGUUGAAGACAUGACUAAUCCCUGUUACUGGGAGGACCUUCACCAGUACUUCCACCCGAUCGAUCUGUGGUACAAAGGCGCUUCUAACCUCCUUGAGGUGGUCUUCCGACUCCUCAAGGAGAAUCAAAUCUGCAUGUGGGUCGAAAGCUGGCUCACCUGGGAACAAAAUCGCUACAGGCUGAAUUGUUGGGAUACUACCAAGGAUAUUAUGUCGGUGUUCGGUCCUUCUGACUGGGAUAACAUCUACGCCCACGGUGUUACCUUCCCGAAAGAUUGCGUUGUCUUCUUCUGUGACCAGCUGGAAUACUGGUUUCACUACUAUCGCAACCCAGACAUUAUGGCUGUGACCUCCCCAAGCACUAUGGCCACCAUCCCUCCAGAGGAUACACUUCCGCUUAACUGUCAAGGCGCUCCCGUAGUAUUAUAUCCCUUCGCACGCGCCGCGUCAGCAGCAAUCCAAGCCACGGCCCCUGACUUUAUCCCUUCGAUUAGACGAAGUUCGGGCUUUUGCGACAAACCUGCUGCCAGCGAGGUCGAAAUUCCAACCAAGAGCGAGCACGUCCAAAAGGCGAACAAGAUACAGCACAAAGCGUCAAAGUCAGGCCCAAUCCCAAAGUCUGAACUCAGCAAACUCCAAGUCGAGACGGGAAUCGCAGGUCCAUCUCGUCUUCCUAACAAAAUUCCGCAGCAAAUGCCAGCAUUACCCAAAUCCUCUACUACUAUUACUAAGGUGCCCCUUACUGGAAUCGUUUUCCCAAGCAAAUCUCAGCUUGGAAACGCCAGCCCGCAGACUCAAACUCGUGACCGUAUCACUUCUGGCCGUUUUCCUAAUCAGCCCGCCUCGGUACCCCAAGCACAAGGCCAACAGAAGAAAAAACGAACCGAGCAGAAGCCCCAAAAUGGAUGGUCUCACUCGCGGAAUGAUCCCAUACAUGGCCCAAUCAGGCAGCAUCACAAACAAGUUCAGGAUAGCAGCAACACCAGCGCUCAGAAACCAGUGGCCAACUCUAUUCCUCAAUGUCCUAACCUUGGGAAGAUGGGUUUUCAGGCCGUCUGGGAACCCUGUGAGUGCAAUCCUUGCAGCAGGAAGAAUCGUAGUGUUCGUGCUUUCCUUGACCAAAAGACAGUUUCCACGCGGAGCAAACUGAAAGCCGUUGAGGAUUAUCUCCGUCGAUUCGGGAGUAUUCAGGGCUCCAGAGCAUCAUGGCCACAUGACAGUAAGACUGUUGCAUAUGUUACUUUUCGGAAGGAAGAAGAUGCGGUGAAGGCCGUGAAGGUUGGCAAUGGUGCCCAAAUUGAAGAUGACACCGGCUUUUUCCGUUUACAGCUCGAGCACCCUUGGGUCACCAAACACUGGCGGUGUCAACCUCAGCAACGCGAGGCUCAAAUUGGACUACCACCAACCAUGGAAACUGCACAGCUCCAUGAGCGCACACCUUCUGUCACUUCUAGCCAGAAGGCUGGCUAUAAUGGCAGUGGCGGUUCAGCCAAUUUGCGCAAUGCCAGAACUUCGAGGCAUCCAUUCAUCGCGGAGACUGAUCCCUUCGUCGGAGGAAACCCGACCAUUUUUUCGAGUAUGCUGGCAUCUUCAAAUCAUCCCCAUCAUCCGCAUCACCCCCCUCAUCUUCAGCACCCCCAGCAACUCCAAUGCCUUGCUCCUUCGCCCUACAGGAUGCCUGCUCCAGGCAAUCCUGCUCAGCCCGUUCCUUUCCACCCUGCUCAUAUGCCUUGCACCAGUCCUAGCCACGUCGUCCCUACAUAUCCCCCACCGCCUCCUUUUGGCAGCGGUUUACCAACAGUGCCACCGGUAGUGCCACAGGCACCCUUUCCAGGGCUGCCUAGGACUCAUUUGUGGCCACAAGGCUUAGGGGUCCCGGCUGUUCAUCAUCAGCCUAGGAUGCCGAUGGUCUAUACCCCUUGGCCCGAGCAACCCCCGCAUGGACCUUAUCCUGGUGGCCCCCAUCAGCACGGACAUAUGCCCAUUCAUGUUGGACAGCGGAUGGGACCGUCGGCAGGACCACGGGCGGAGCAAAUGGCCAAUCAGUCAUCAAAUCAGACCGGACCUUCACACAUUGAGCAUCACCAAGGAAAAUGUCCACAUGCGCAGACUAAGCAACCUGCCGAAGUAUGCUUACUGCAAGAGGAGGAGUUACCAUCCUCAAGCACAAAUUUCUCUAGCUCCCACAGAGUUCCGGUGAGACUGCCUUCGUCUCGUAGUACAUCGGAGGAAAUCCGGUUCGAGCAAGAGACAGCUUCCACUCCGCAGCAGGGCUCGAACGGUGAAGACCAACAGGCUGGAAUAUAUCAGGAAGUGAUAAGGUACAAACCGACCGGUAGGCAAGUUUUGCCGUCUCAGUGGUUCGCCCAAGCACCAAUGAUCCAAGAUAAGGCGUCUCAGAGAAACUCGGACCUGACAGAUGGUGUCCCACCCAUGUUAGAGCCCAAGGAAGCAGACAAGGAACAGAACUUGCCCGGAAACGGAAAAGGCAAGAAGAAGCCUAUCAAAAAGAAGAAAAAGGAGAACGAUGCACAACAAGCUGCAAAGAAGGAGUCACAGCUGGCGCCAGUUGUUGUUGCGGAAGACAAGUCCACGCAGGCCUCGCAAGAUGAGUCUAAAAAGGUGACCAAGAAGAAGAAGAGGCCUGUGAAGAGAGGACCAAGUGCCACUGAGCAAGCUCACGAAAUGUUCAUUGCUCCUGUCGAGAGCGCGCGGGCUGGGAGCGCUCCCGUUGAGAAUGCUAAUACCCCCGAGACCACAAUAGUCAUCGAUAAGAACGAGUCGGUUUCUGCUGCUAUCAUGGCGAAGCCGUAUCGUGCUGAUGCGGGUGGCUCUCUUCACGUUUUCCGACAGCGUUACAAGCCAGCCAUCAGGGAUGUUUUCAAACCGCACCAAGACGUAAAAGACAUAUCCGGGGCAUCAAUUGCAGACAACACUGUGCAAGGCACGACUUCAAGCAGCAUUUCUCAUGAAACCUCGUCAAAGCGCCAAGAUGAGCCAACAGAGGAACAAAUCAGGAAGAAAAUCCACGGUAGCUUCAGCAAUCUCGACGUGGGAUUCAACCCCUGGCCACGUGCCCCUUCAGGGGAGGUUUGGAGUCCAUCCAAACGACCUUUCUUGGCGGCUUCCACCUCAAACAUGAAGCGCUCAAUGACGCCCCAGCUGCCACAAGUCAUAAUAGAGCCAGCGGUGGAUACGGUGACGGAACACGGCCUGCCCACUCCUACCAAGGUGGCAUUCAAGGACACCGUCAUGGAACUGGGUCUCAGAGAUGAGAUUGAUGCACAUCAUAGAGGUACUAAUUCGAAGAAGCCGUCGGGUUCGUCGUUUGUGUCGAUGGCUGAGACCGAGUACACUACUGUUAGCAGCUACCACAGUGCCCGGUCUACUUUUUCAUCAAGAGAAAAUACACCUCCUGGGACCACGCCUCCUGCAUCGCCUUCAGCCUCGGUUGGUGAAUGACAAGAAUUGCAGUCAUGUCAUAUUCGGCGGUUGGGCUAGCAUGUUUUCGCAACUUGGUCCUGUUCUACUGAAAGUUUUCGUCUGCAUCCUUUCAUUUCUGAUCUCCUCAGUUUCAUUUUCUUUUCUUUCUUUUACGUAUGUAUCACAUUUGCUUCUCCCUUACUUGAGCUUGGGCAAUGGCAUAUCAGAUCGGUGUCACUAGAUGCAGGAAAGUUGGUCAAUCUUCAACAACAACCACGACGUUUCCCCUCUCGGUAGUCACCACACCCAAUGUCUCUUUGUCCAUAACCAGCUUCUUAGCGGAGUUGUUCUCUUCAUUUUCAUAGCAUACAUAGUCAAGGUUCUCUACUCUACUUUACAGUACAGGACAAUCUUAACAUAUAGUCUAGUAAUAACCCAAAUUCCAUACCCA